CGCUUGUCCUGUCACCAGAGAAGGUGUGUGGCCUCUUGACUAUCUGAAGAAGUUAAACUGUUGACACACGUGUAUGUGUGAGGUACGUGUGUGGGAGGGAAACCGAAAUCAAUCUUUUGCAACGUCUGCAACACGGCGCUUCGCCUCUGCCCCCCCCUCCCCCGCUCGUCGCUCGACCUUAGCCCCAGAGAGGUAAGGACAUUGUGAUCCGUCUCAUCCUACACUCGGAGGUGGUGCUGAAAAGUGAAUCUCAGACUCCGGUCAUGAGCUACGAGUCGUGAUUGUGGCUCCUGGCUGAUAGCCAGCAGGUCUGGGGAUGCAGACGGCCAUUAGACAUGUGAGUCGCACCACCCAGUCUUCACACCGUCACACUUCAGACCAUUUUAAAACAGCUUCUGCCCCGUCCCCGACCAUACCGCCCGGGACAACAUCAGCAACACGAUACAGGACGUGGUUGAUCCGCAUUGCGCAUGUGUGCUUCCUUGGGGUAUAAGAACUGCGCUCUCGGGCUUUGCGAAGACUUGAUUUCCGUGCGUUGGUGCGCUGUGCUGUCGUCUUAAGGCUGUACCCCGACCUGCCAGAACCGGGACAGAGUCCGGCUCCUCCUUCGCAAAUGGCACUGACGCUCUCCGGGAAAGCGGCGCUCGUCACCGGCGCGGCUCAGGGGCUGGGCAGGGGCUUCGCCGAGAUCCUGCUCCAGCACGGGGCGAAGGUGGCUCUCCUGGAUGUAAAUGAGACAGCAGGAAGUGAACUGAAGGCAAGGUUUGAUGAGCAGUAUGGAGCCGACAGCACACUCUUCCUGCCCUGCGAUGUGUCUUCAGAAGAGCAGCUGACAGACGCAUUCGCCAAAACCUUCGAGAGAUUCGGGCGGCUGGAUAUUGUCUGCAACAACGCAGGGAUAGGCAACGAGAACGACUGGGAGAAGACCGUUGCGAUAAACCUGAACGCGGUGAUCCGGGGCACCUACCUCGCCCUGCAGUACAUGAGGAAGGAGAACAGAGGUCACGGAGGGGUCAUCGUCAACGUGGCGUCGAUGGCAGGUCUGGGGCCCAUGCUCACGAAUCCUGUGUACACCGGCACCAAGCACGGCGUGGUGGGCUUCAGCAGGGCCUUGGCGGAUGCGUCCCAGGUCUGUAACUAUGGAGUGAGAAUCAACAUCCUUUGCCCGGGUUUCGUAAACACAGACCUACUUCAGUCUCUGACCCCAAACGUUCAUCUGGAAGAUUCAGACAAGUUGAAGGAGGAAUAUAAAAACCUCAUUGGAGUGCUUGGAAUGAUGGAGGUGCAGGAGGUGGCCGCGGGCUUCCUGGAGCUCGUGAGGGACGAGAGCCGGAACGGGGCCGUGCUGAAGGUCAAUAAGAGAAGCGGAACCUCCUUCCACACGUUCUCCUAGAAGUCCGGAGGCGACGCGCCGCGGUCCCCCCCCCCCGGCGAAGACGUGGAGGUCCGUCGUCUGCGCGGAACUGAAGACGCGAUUCUGUCAUGCAGCGAGGGCUGACGCAGUCAGGCGGCCUGGUGUGAGGUCUGCAGGGUCGAGUGAUGAGGUUCGGAGCCCCGAGAAGUCUGUGGCCUCUCACACGUUGAGAACAGUCCAAUCCACCCAUUCAUUUUCUAAACGCUUCCUCCCGUUCGGGAGCCACAGGCACAAGGGCAAACAGACACAGACACGCACACACUCACACCAGGACCAGGUUCUCCAAAAGCCAGUUAACUGACCAGUAUGUCUCCUGGGCAGUGCCGUGGUUCUGUGGCUCAGGACCUGCGCCUGUGGCUGGAAGGUUGCUGGUUCAAAUCCUGUGGCUGGCAGAGGAAUCCUACUCCGUUGGGCCCCUGAG
Molecule: messenger RNA, 1835 nt
Organism: Lepisosteus oculatus (spotted gar)
Lineage: Eukaryota; Metazoa; Chordata; Actinopteri; Semionotiformes; Lepisosteidae
Product: 15-hydroxyprostaglandin dehydrogenase [NAD(+)]-like
Cellular component (GO): cytoplasm
Molecular function (GO): oxidoreductase activity, acting on the CH-OH group of donors, NAD or NADP as acceptor
Source: RefSeq, a predicted model, not a curated record